Manduca sexta (tobacco hornworm) is the source of this 5451-nucleotide messenger RNA. RefSeq names its product otoferlin. The coding region runs from base 280 to 5310 and encodes 1676 amino acids. Lineage: Eukaryota; Metazoa; Arthropoda; Insecta; Lepidoptera; Sphingidae. Gene Ontology annotation, cellular component: membrane. Gene Ontology annotation, biological process: plasma membrane organization. The record is from RefSeq and is a predicted model, not a curated record. The transcript has 32 exons.
CGUAAAUCUUCUUUAUAGAUCCAUAGUUUCGAAGUAGGGACUUGUUAACACGCUAGAAUUUUGCUGAGAGAUUUUGAGUAUUGAACCUAACAUAUAUUCCUCAAAUUGUGGUACAGAUGGUACAUGAUAAUAACACGAUAAACAAUAAAGUUCAUGAAAAAAAAAUACGCGUGGAUACAGCCAUAAAUAAAACAUACCCAUAGACACGAAACGAUAAUAAAAAUCAAUCAUGGAUGACAUUACACAACAAAUUACAUACAGUAUUUUACAUUAUAUACAAUGAGAAAUGUUACGAGACAAAAACCCGUUCAACUGCAUUAUGGAACCAAUGAAACGAACACGGAAACCGCUCGCCAGUAUUUUCAGGUCACAGUAAACGUUCUCGAAGCACGAAAAUUGUCCUGGACAAAUCCUCAUUCAGCAAACUCCUACGUCAUAGUUGUGAUAGGAAAGAAAAAGCAGAGAACUGGCGUUAGAAAACAUAUGUUGGAACCAUUUUAUAAAGAGUACUUCUUAUUCGAGUUAUACGAAAGCAUCAAGAAUGUGCAAGAGCAGAGCAUCUGGUUGGCAGUGAUGGAGCCGCGAUGCUGCGCGCCGCCGCGGAUGGUAGGCGAGGCCAACAUUGACCUCGGUACUGUGUGGAAACAGCCUCAUCACCAAGUGUUCCACAAAUGGGCGCAGUUGAGCGUACCCCGAGACCCUGCGGCGGGAGUGGUCGGGUUUCUGAAGGUUGAUAUUUCCAUAGUAUUCCGUGGAGAUGUUCGCAUGAUGCCAGUUAUGAACGAAGACAAUAUGGAAGAAAACCUCCUGUUACCUUCGGGGUCUGAACAACAGCGCGCCAAUUACAUGAUUACAAUACACGGAGCGUUUGGGAUGCCGCGUGGUGCGGGCGAGAAACACGGCAAACUGCCCAGCACAUUCGCAAGGGUCACUUUCUGUGGACUUAUGGCCAAAACAGCAGUACAGCCACGCACAUGUAAUCCAAUGUACAACGAGCAGAUAUCUAUGGUUGAGAUGUUUCCAAACAUGACUCAUCUCAUUAAUAUCGACGUGUGUUCUGGAGAUGGCAUGAGCAGAGUUCUCGGAAGCACGCGACUCAGCCUCGAGGAAAUAUCUCACGAUGGGGAGAAUGGAUUCCUUCCGACUUUUGGCCCAUCUCUCCUCCAAAUGUACGGCCCCGGGAACCAAGGUGGUGAUCCUGGUGCCUGUUAUAAGGGAUCAUUACUCGUUACCCUUAAAACUGAAGUGCCGUACUAUCAACAAGCCAUUAGGAGUACUAGCGUCGAACCAGUUGCUCCGAUAAAAAAUGAUUGUUUAUGGACUUGGGAAGACUUUUGCAUAUUUUGUCCUAUUUUAGAAGUGUCUAUGUUAGACCGCGCUAUUGUUGGCAAAUUGUGUGGCGUUGCCAUUACUAUAGGACAGAUAGCUAGUGAUGAUAUCGAGGAUGAAGAAUUCCUUUCAAUGGUUCAUGAAAUAAGUUCUCGAAAACUACACUACACUGGUUCCAUCGAUGUGCUUAAAUGUCGACCAGCUUAUGGGUAUUUGGAUUUCACGAAUUCGUAUCCAGUGCUGCAGCAGGCGACGCGUCUCCCCGACCUGAGGUUCCGGAUGUUCAGAAACAAUAUGGUGCACGGCAUUGUCACUGAUUUGGAAGUGGCUCUGGAAGAUAUAGAGCGUCGGCUUAAGAAUUCCGAUUACAGCACACCCAAUGAUCUUAUUAUCGCACUUAACAAAGCCUUGGAUGAUGCAGCGGACAAUAUAGUGAAAUAUUUAGAUAUAAUACAAGACCAUAUACAUGCUUCUAGUAGUUAUGACCUAAACAGGACAUGCACUGAACUAGAUCAAAAACAAAUGGCUUUACAAAAAGAAGAGAUGGAAAAGGUAUACCGACAAAUUACUUGCAGAAAUAUAUGUGAAUUUACCGAUAAUGAUGAUAAUUUAAAUACAUUCAAAUAUAAAAGAAUUUGCUCUCUCAGUCCUAGAAAAAGAGUCAAGGUGUUAUUGUCUCGAACCAAGUCUUUAGCACAAGAUCUGAAGCGUUUUAUUUUUAAGGUAUCUGAUGGAUCAGCCGAUAUUGUAGUAUGGUUGCUGAAUGGUGGAUCCAGAGUGGCUUACACCAAGAUACCGGCGUCGGAUAUCAUAUUCUCAGACAUACCCAAACAACGUGGUCGAUUUUGUGGUCGUCUGCAAACUAUUUAUAUGAAGCCGUUAAAAUGUCCGAAACAUAGUAAUAGCCUCAAUACCAGUUGCUUUUGUUCUGCUGGUAAAAUCGAGCUGUUACUCUGGAUGGGUCUGUACAAACAGAUAUCAGCUUUCGAAACGUAUGUUCCUACUGGAUAUAAGAUUAAAGUUAAGGAAAAUGAAAUGUGCCUAAAGGCGACCACAGUGAUGCUGGAGUGCCGUCUGUUUGUGUACCAAGCGAAGUUGUCGAGCUGCGUCGAUAACAUGUUUACCCACACUUUUGUCAGAAUUAGUGUUAUGAAUGCUGUUAAAGAAACCAAACUAAUGCAGAAGUCUCUAGCUCCAGUAUGGAAUCAAUUGUUAAAGAUUUACCGAAUGAUGUUCACGAGUCCAGAGAGGAUGGCCAGCAAUCCCACCGUAGCUACUGUUGAGGUUUAUGAUACUGAUGAUUCGGGUAACGUGGAUUUUAUAGGACGUUGCGACAUCCAGCCCGUUGUGGAUGAUAGACAUGAUUAUGAACAUGCGCCAAAAUUGCAAUGGCUUGAUAUACACAGAGGAUCUGAAUGCACGGGACAACUUCUAAUUUCGGCACAGUUAUUGCAGGUGCCAGAAACAUUGAUGAAAUCCACAACUUACGGCCCUGUAGAGGAGACGUACUACAUGUCUGGAACAAAAGAUAUUAUAACCCAAGAUUCGGAACAUCUGGAGCCGAUCCCAAACAAUUUGGUUCCACAUUCCUCAACUUAUAAGGUAGACGUUUACUGGUGGGGUUUGAGAGACGUGAAUGUCACGCGGAAACCCUGCGUGGUCCUGCAAAUCGAUGAGCUCACAAUCAAAUCAGACAUUAUCAUCAAUAAAAAGUCUAACGUCAACUUCCCCAAUGGGAGGACGAGUCUUAAGUUUGAAGCCAUAUUAUCAGACUCCUACCGUCCUCCGCUAACCAUCAAGCUAUGUGAUCACAGUACUUUUGGAAGGACAUUGUUUUUGGGCACGAAUGUCGUCAAAAACCCAUAUAAGUAUUUGGUGAAAUGGUUGCCUGAGAGUCAACGGGAUUCAUCUUUAAGAAGCAUAUCUAUUACAUCUUCUAAUUUUUUCCCAAUAACCCCAAUACUUUACUUGAAAACUAAUAAAACAUCUGUCAAAGUCAGCAAUCAGUCUCUAAACAGUAUCAAGAAGAAUAGUUUCAAAAAUGUAUCCAAUUGGAGAAGAAUAUUCUGCAGUAAGGAGCCCGAUGAAGAAGAACGCGCGUUACUACCAAUAUUCACUAAAGAUCGGGAAAAGACAAAGCCAGUAGAUGCAGUGGCAAAAAAUGGAGAAGAUAAAGAUUGGUGGAUGAGAUACUAUUGCUCGCAGAAGAAUUAUGAUGUUAAUGAUUGUGAAGGUACAUCUGGUGCGAUAACUAUAUACAACAUAGAAUUAGAAGCGCAACCAGAAUUUUCGAAAUUCAAGGAUUGGUGUUCGACUUUAAAACUUUACAACGGGAAGAAGACGGGUAUUCCAGAGAAGGAUGAACAAUUACGCUGUGGUUAUUUGAAAGCUGGUAUUGUUAUAUACAAAUGGCCGCCAGCUUCCAAAACUAUUGCUGUUAGUCCUCAAGGCGUAGACUUGGCUAAAGGAUAUUUCAAUGAAUACCCCGCCAAUGAUUCCACAAGGCACAUGGUGAGAGUAUACGUCAUCAAAGCAAUAAAUCUGAUAGCUAAAGAAUUCACCGGCAAGUCUGAUCCGUAUGUCGUUAUUGGUUGCGGCGAUAAACAUUUGGGGGACAGGGACACUUAUGUACAUAAUAGUAUCAAUCCUGUAUUCGGCAAAAUGUAUGAAUUCCGGUGUACAUUACCUGAGGAUUAUCUACUUACCGUUUCGCUAUACGACCACGAUACAAUAGCUCCAGACGAGCUGAUCGGAUCAACUACAAUCGAUUUAGAAGACAGAAUUUAUAGCAAACACAGGGCGCGUGUUGGUAUUCCAAAGGAAUAUAAUAUAAGCGGUUCAGGAAAAUGGAGAGAUUGCAUGAAACCAUCAGCUAUUCUUGAAGAGUUGUGUUUGAAGAAUCAUAUCCCGCCACCGGUAUAUUCAGACGCCAAUACUGUUAUCCUAAACGGUGUUGAAUAUAAAGACUAUGAAAGAGCAAAGAGUUACAGGUCUCCAUCAGAGUGUCGACAGAAUAUAUGUUUAAGCUUGUUACACAAGUGGCACGCGGUACCUGUAUGUGGCUACCACCUGGUCCCAGAACAUGUUGAAACGAGAUCCCUUUUUAAUCCUGAAAGAUCUGCAGUGGAGCAGGGCAAGAUUCAACUGUGGGUAGAUAUAUACCCUUUGAACGCGACGUACAUCCCUCCACCGGUUGACGUAACUCCUCAAAAAGCCGAAGAUUACGAGCUCAGAGUUGUGGUUUGGAAUUUAAAGGGGCUUAAGGUAAAGGAGUGUUGUGGAAAAGGAUUCGCAAACAUCUAUGUGAAAGCCUGGAUUGGUAAUGUCGAGCAAGUGCAGUAUACCGACGUUCAUUACCGAAGCGAAUUUGGAGAAGCCGCUUUCAACUGGCGCAUGAUAUUUAACUUUCAAUAUCAGUAUAAUGAAAUAACGUUCACAAGAUCAGAGGCUGCUUUCUCUGAGUACGAAGAGCGCGUACCGCCCAUGCUAAUUGUUCAAGUAUUGGAUAACGAAGCGACAUCGAAAGAAGAUUUUAUUGGCACGCUCACUCUUGAUCUGAACUCGAUGACGAGAGGUUUUCAAGUUUCUAAUUGUUUUUCAACCAUAACAGAAAUGUCUGGAAAAUUGAAUUUAUUUGCAUCAAGAUCCAUUCGUUCUUGGUGGCCAGUGACUUUUACUGAUCGUGAUAAUGGAAUGAAGAUAGCUGUUGGUAUGAUUGAAUUGGAGUUGACAUUACUACCAGCCGACAAAGCGAUGUUAAUUCCAGUUGGCAUCGGGAGAGAUCCACCAUCGCCCCUACCAGAGCCUUGGCGAUACAACGAUAGCAGUUGCGGUGAACAAUCCAUCUUGACGCUAGAGAGCAUGUUUCGGCACGGCAGCAUAGAAUAUCUGAUUAUUGGAGCCAUCAUCAUAAUAUCCCUUUUAGGUAUAGUGUGGUACUUUGAAAUGCCUAGACAAUUCUAUGCGUUUAUUUUUGAAUAAUGUUGGUUGAGCGUUUAAUUAUGAUGUAUUGUGCUGUUUAAAUUGUAUCACCUUUAUUUUUAUACAUAAGAGACAAUUUACAUAGUUAUUUUGUAAGUGUUUUGUUUGUUAAGGAUUUAUAAUAAAUGUGUUGGUUGGUGA